Molecule: messenger RNA, 1423 nt
Organism: Ochotona princeps (American pika)
Lineage: Eukaryota; Metazoa; Chordata; Mammalia; Lagomorpha; Ochotonidae
Product: transmembrane protease serine 11B-like protein
Exons: 10
Coding region: 1-1338 (445 amino acids)
Biological process (GO): proteolysis
Cellular component (GO): extracellular region; plasma membrane
Molecular function (GO): serine-type endopeptidase activity
Source: RefSeq, a predicted model, not a curated record
AUGAGGCCAGAGCCAAUCCAUCAACCAAAGAGCAACAACAGCUUCAACUUGACCGUUCAGGAACAAAAUGCUCAUACUUUAAAAGUGAUUGAGAGGCCUGUCACAGCUUCCCGGACAUCUCUGCCGUUAUGGGUGAUCGCUCUCAUAGUAUUUGGAGUCUUGGCAAUCGUUGGAGUUACUAUUGGUCUUCUGGUCCAUUAUCUGGCAGUAGAAAAUAGGACCUAUUACUAUAAAGGUAGCUUUGAAGUGCUGGAUAUCCCAUAUAAUAGCAAUUAUGAAAGGGAGACAUCAGCAGAAAACAACUAUCUUAGCAAGAUUCUUGAGACCAGGAUGACUGAUGCGUUUCAAAGUUCAAAUAUUUACAGACAAUAUAUCAAUUCUCAAGUCAUCACACUAGUUCCUGACAGCAACAAUGUGACAGCACACAUAUGGCUGGUCUUCAAGUCUACCGCAGCCAACAAGGAAAACACAAGGAGAAGAAUUGAAAGCAUCUUGCGUCAGCUGCUGAAGAGCAACUCAGGAUCCUUGACUACAGAUCCGGAUUCUCUGAAGCUCACGGAAAUCAGUAAGGUUGAUGCUGAAAGGAUUAUCAACAACCGCUGUGGGAGACGAGCAAAGAUGUCAGCUACGUACGACAGAAUCAAGGGUGGCUCCAACGCUCAGGAAGGAGAAUGGCCGUGGCAAGCUAGUCUCAGAAUGAAUGGCCAACACUACUGUGGGGCAUCGCUUAUAAGUGAAAGAUAUGUUCUAACUGCGGCUCACUGCUUUCAAAAAACUAAAAACCCGAAGAACUUUACUGUCAGUUUUGGUACUGAAGUGACACCCCCCUACAUGCAACGCAAUGUUCAGGAAAUUAUUAUUCAUGAAAAGUAUAUCAAGGGUGAACAUCAUGAUGAUAUUGCAAUAAUAUUGCUCACGGACAAAGUUUCAUUUAAUAAUGAUGUGCACCGAGUUUGUCUUCCUGAAGCUACACAGGUUUUCUCUCCAGGAGAAGGAGUUGUUGUUACUGGAUGGGGAGCAUUUAUAUAUGAUGAUGAAUACCCCGUAUUGCUUCAGAAAGCUCCUGUGAAGAUUAUUGACACGAACACCUGUAAUAGCAGAGAAGCAUACAAUGGCAUGGUACUGGACACAAUGCUGUGUGCUGGGUACAUGGAAGGAAAUAUUGAUGCCUGCCAGGGUGACUCUGGAGGGCCACUGGUCUAUCCCAAUUCUCGAAAUAUUUGGUACCUUGUUGGAAUAGUGAGCUGGGGAAUUGAAUGUGGUCAACUCAAUAAGCCAGGGGUCUAUACACGAGUGACCUCCUACCGCAACUGGAUUGCCUCGAAGACUGGUCUCUGAGAGAGAAGAAAAGCAUCUAGCAACCACUGUCACCGGUCACUGUUGUCUGUUACUACCAAGCCUUAUUUCACGUAUAUUUUGGACU